Molecule: messenger RNA, 1323 nt
Organism: Onthophagus taurus
Lineage: Eukaryota; Metazoa; Arthropoda; Insecta; Coleoptera; Scarabaeidae
Source: RefSeq, a predicted model, not a curated record
UCCCUUCAUCGAAACUUUGACGUGUAAACUAUUUGGAUGUAGAAAUUUUUACAACCUUUAAAAAUGUGGACGUUUCUCGUGGUUUUAGCCGUUUUGUGCGGUUCAUCGAAAUCCGAAUCGAUAAAUAAGAAUCUGGUAAAUAAAAACAUCGAGAGAAUAAUCGACCUCUCAUCGCAAUUAGUGAAGAUAACCUCAACUAUAACCUUAGAAAAUACCGGCACCGAUCCCGUGCUGGCUUUCCACGUUUACACAGAACCCAACACCAUCGGAUCACUUUCGUUCAUCUCAGCCCGAGAUUCCGAUAAAACCGAGUUGAAAUUGACGAAGAUUAAGGAUGGUGAGGAUACCUACAAAGUAAAAUUAAAUUCGCCAUUAAAUGCUGGACGUUCUACCAAUGUGGUCAUCGAAUACGUUUACACCAACGCUUUAACGCCUUAUCCCGUAUCAAUCACCCAAAAAGAUAGACAAUUGGUACGCUAUUUUGGGAGUCAUUAUUUUUAUUCACCUUAUAAAACCACCAAACAAAGUACAACAUUAACAUUAAAUUCUCGCGCAAUUGAGAGUUACACAAAAUUAAAACCGGUGAGCCAAUCUGAUUCUACAAUUAAUUAUGGGCCUUAUCAUAACAUAGAAAGUUUAACCCAUGAUCAAAUGACUGUUCAUUUUGAAAGUAACGCGCCGUUUUUGUCGGUAACCCGCAUCGAAAGAUUAAUUGAAAUUUCUCAUUGGGGUAACAUAGCCGUACAAGAAAAUAUUGAAAUUUUGCAUUCAGGCGCGAAAUUAAAAGGGGCUUUUUCACGUUAUGAUUAUCAAAGAGAUACAAGUGGAUCCCACCAUAGCAUCAAAUCUUAUCAUACAGCUUUACCAGCUGCAGCCCAUAGCAUUUAUUAUCGGGAUAGCAAUGGAAAUAUUUCAACUUCGCAAGUUCGUAUUAAGAAGGAUUGGAUUGAAUUGGAGUUGCGCCCGAGAUUUCCACUUUUUGGAGGAUGGAAAAGUUCUUACACUUUAGGAUAUAGCGUUCCGAGUUAUCAAUAUUUAAUGAAAUCGGCUUCUGGACAAUAUUUGUUGAGAAUGCGCCUUUUGGAUCACGUUUUUGAUGAUAUGUAUGUUAAGGAAUUGGAAACGAGCAUCGUUUUGCCGAUUGGAGUUCAAAAUAUUAAAUUAAAUUUGCCGUACGAUGUUGAACGCCUUCCUGACACUGUUACUCAUAAAUAUUUGGAUACCAUGGGAAGGAAAGUGAUUAAUAUAAGAAAAACAAAUCUCGUUGAGCAACAUAUACAAGAUUUAGAAAUUAUUUAUAAUGCACCGAAAAUUGUUAUUUGA